CAUCCAUGACAAUUUUGCGGGCUGCUCAAAACAAGUCGGCGAAGACAGACCGGAUAGAGAAGAAGGGAGGGGGGAGAGAGAAGGGGAGCAAUGGAGGUUGCAGGAGAGAAAGGGAGGGUGUGUGUUACUGGUGCCGGAGGAUACGUGGCCUCAUGGCUGGUGAAGCUUCUCCUUUCCAAUGGUUACAAGGUCCAUGGAACAGUCAGAGAUUUAACAAUUGCUGCUGUUCUAUUGAAUCCACAUUGGCCACAUGAUAAGCUACAAGAUGAGGAGUGUUGGUCGUCUGAAGAACUUUGCAGGAUGAUUGAGAACUGGUAUUUCCUUUCGAAGACAAUGGCCGAACGUGCAGCUUGGGAGUAUGCCGAGAAAAAUGGGCUUGAUCUUGUAACUGUUUGCCCGUCGGUGGUUUUAGGGCCAUUGCUGCAACCUACAGCGAGCACUAGCGGCUUGUUUCUAAUCUAUGUUAUAAAAGGAGGCCCAGAACCCAUGAAGAACUCCCUCUGGAACAUUGUCGAUGUUCGAGAUGUUGCUGAUGCAUUGCUUCUAGCAUAUGAGAAGCCAGAAGCAUCUGGAAGAUACCUUUGUGCACCUUAUCCAAUUAAUACUCGAGAUUUGGCAGACUUGCUGAAGGGCAUGUAUCCUAACUAUGAAUACCAAAAGAAUAUCAUUGAGGUACCACCAAAUCCUCCACUGACCUCAGAGAAACUAAAGAAGUUGGGUUGGAAAUGCAGGCCUCUGGAAGAAACUCUCAGCGAUGCUGUUGAAUGCUAUAGAGAGGCAGGUCUUUUGGAUGAACCAGAGGGCCGUACUUCUCAUUUUCCUCCUCUCUUCAAUUUUACAGGCAAGACUGGACCUCAAGUAUCUGCCGAAUAAGGCUUAUGGAUAAACUUGGCAACUUUUUAAGAUGUAACCUAUCAAUAAAGUGGUACUCCCUUUCUUUCUUAUAUGUGGAGACAAGUGAAACAGGUGUUCAUCAUCUCACCUGGUCUCGUGGUUGCAGAUGCUCUUGUUCUUAGUUGUAAAAGAAACAAGUCUUUUACUUCUAGCUUGCUCUUGGACUGUAGUUGGAGAUCCUAUUAUCUCCACAUGUAAUGAAUAGGGUGCAAUUGAGAACUUGAUUUGAAAUUGGCUGAUUGGUAA
This is a messenger RNA of Elaeis guineensis (African oil palm), 1140 nucleotides long. NCBI's taxonomy places the organism in Eukaryota, Viridiplantae, Streptophyta, Magnoliopsida, Arecales, Arecaceae. The record is from RefSeq and is a predicted model, not a curated record.